GCGCGCAGUCCCAGUCGGCCGGGCCCCGGGCGCCGCAGCCAUGGCGGAGCGCCGAGCCUUCGCGCAGAAGAUCAGCAGAACAGUGGCAGCUGAAGUGAGGAAGCAGAUCUCAGGCCAGUACAGCGGCUCGCCCCAGCUUCUCAAGAACCUCAGCCUUGUGGGCAAUGUUUCCCACCACGCCAGUGUUCCCCUUACUGAAGCUGUGGACCCAGUGGAUUUGGAAGAUUACUUAAUCACUCAUCCCCUAGCUGUGGAGUCUGGGCCUUUACGGGAUUUGCUUGAGUUUCCCCCAGAUGACAUCGAGGUUGUUUACAAUCCCAGGGACUGUCGAACCCUUGUGUCAGCUGUACCUGAAGAGAGUGAAAUGGACCCGCACGUUAGAGACUGUGUAAGGAGCUACACCGAAGACUGGGCCAUUGUGAACAGAAAGUACCACAAACUGGGAACUGGCUUUAAUCCUAACACGUUAGACAAACAGAAGGAAAGGCAGAAAGGUUUGCCCAAACAGAUCUUUGAAUCCGAUGAAGCCCCCGAUGGUAACAGCUACCAGGAUGAACAAGAUGACCUCAAAAGGCGAUCCAUGUCCAUCGACGACACUCCAAGGGGCAGCUGGGCCUGCAGCAUCUUUGACUUGAAGAAUUCUCUGCCGGACGCCCUGCUCCCCAGCCUGCUCGACCGGACUCCAAACGAAGACAUUGACCAUCAGAAUGACGACCAAAGAAAGGCCAACCGGCACAAGGAGCUUUUUGCGCUGCACCCGGCACCAGAUGAGGAAGACCCCAUAGAAAGACUCAGCAUUCCUGAAAUACCCAAAGAACAUUUCGGUCAAAGACUUCUUGUAAAAUGCCUAUCCCUCAAAUUUGAAAUUGAAAUUGAACCCAUUUUUGCAAGUUUGGCUUUAUAUGAUGUCAAGGAAAAGAAAAAGAUUUCAGAGAAUUUUUACUUUGACCUGAACUCUGAACAAAUGAAAGGCAUGCUGCGUCCUCACGUGCCCCCCGCGGCGAUCACCACGUUGGCAAGAUCUGCCAUCUUUUCUAUCACUUAUCCCUCCCAAGAUGUAUUUCUUGUAAUAAAGCUGGAAAAAGUUCUACAGCAAGGAGACAUUGGAGAGUGUGCGGAGCCGUAUAUGAUUUUCAAAGAAGCAGAUGCCACUAAGAACAAAGAAAAGCUGGAGAAGCUGAGGGGCCAAGCAGACCAGUUUUGUCAAAGGCUGGGGAAGUACCGCAUGCCCUUUGCUUGGACAGCAAUCCACCUGAUGAACAUCGUCAGCAGCGCGGGGAGUUUGGAGAGAGACUCCACCGACGUAGAGAUCAGUGCCGCAGAACGCAAAGGAUCGUGGUCUGAGAGGAGAAAUUCCAGUGUUGUUGGCAGACGAUCCCUAGAGAGGACAACAAGUGGAGACGAGGCUUGUAGCCUCACCACCUUUCGACCGGCGACCCUCACUGUGACGAAUUUUUUUAAGCAGGAAGGAGACCGCUUAAGUGAUGAGGAUCUCUAUAAGUUUCUGGCUGAUAUGAGAAGGCCGUCUUCUGUCUUACGGAGAUUAAGACCCAUCACGGCUCAGCUGAAGAUCGACAUUUCUCCUGCACCAGAGAAUCCCCAUUACUGCCUGACCCCCGAAUUGCUGCAGGUCAAACUCUAUCCUGACAGUAGAGUUAGACCCACUAGGGAAAUCCUGGAAUUUCCCGCCAGGGAUGUGUAUGUCCCGAACACUACUUACAGGAAUCUCCUCUAUGUAUAUCCCCAAAGCCUCAAUUUUGCAAAUCGCCAAGGCUCUGCCAGGAACAUCACUGUAAAAGUCCAGUUUAUGUACGGAGAGGAUCCAAGCAACGCCAUGCCGGUCAUCUUUGGCAAAUCCAGCUGUUCAGAAUUUUCAAAGGAAGCCUACACAGCUGUAGUGUAUCAUAACAGAUCCCCAGAUUUCCAUGAAGAAAUUAAAGUGAAACUUCCCGCCACCUUAACCGACCACCACCACCUGCUUUUUACCUUCUAUCAUGUGAGCUGUCAGCAGAAACAAAACACUCCCCUCGAGACUCCAGUCGGCUACACGUGGAUACCAAUGCUUCAGAAUGGACGACUGAAGACUGGUCAGUUCUGCUUGCCCGUCUCCCUGGAAAAGCCACCACAGGCUUAUUCGGUGCUCUCUCCUGAGGUGCCUCUUCCGGGAAUGAAGUGGGUGGAUAACCACAAGGGUGUUUUUAAUGUGGAAGUCAUUGCUGUAUCUUCUAUUCAUACCCAGGACCCUUACCUGGACAAGUUCUUUGCUCUGGUUAACGCCCUGGAUGAGCACAUGUUCCCAGUCCGCAUAGGAGACAUGAGGAUCAUGGAAAAUAACUUGGAAAAUGAAUUGAAGAGCAGUAUUUCAGCUUUGAAUUCCUCUCAGUUGGAGCCAGUGGUGCGGUUUCUUCACCUGCUGCUUGAUAAGCUGAUUCUUCUUGUUGUGCGGCCGCCUGUCAUUGCUGGCCAGAUAGUGAACCUUGGACAGGCAUCUUUCGAAGCCAUGGCUUCCAUAGUCAAUCGACUGCACAAAAGCUUGGAAGGGAGUCAGGACCAGCACGGCCGAAACGGCCUUCUGACGUCAUAUGUUUAUUAUGUUUUUCGCCUGCCCAACACCCGUCCCAGCUCGCCAUCACCAGGACCUGGGGGUUUGGGAGGAUCCGUGCACUAUGCUACAAUGGCUCGAUCUGCCGUGAGACCUGCCAGCCUUCACUUAAAUCGCUCCCGGAGCCUCAGUAACAGUAACCCAGAUAUAUCUGGGACUCCUACAUCUCCGGAUGAUGAAGUACGGUCAAUUAUUGGAAGCAAGGGCUUAGACCGCUCCAAUUCCUGGGUUAACACUGGUGGUCCAAAGGCUGCCCCAUGGGGAUCCAACCCCAGUCCAAGUGCAGAGGCAACACAGGCGAUGGAUCGAAGUUGUAAUCGUAUGUCUUCGCACACAGAGACGUCAAGUUUCUUACAAACAUUAACGGGACGUUUACCAACUAAAAAGCUUUUCCAUGAGGAGCUGGCUUUGCAGUGGGUCGUCUGCAGCGGCAGUGUCCGUGAGGCAGCUUUGCAGCAAGCCUGGUUCUUCUUUGAACUGAUGGUGAAAAGCAUGGUGCACCAUUUGUAUUUUACGGAUAAGCUUGACGCUCCGAGGAAAAACCGCUUUCCAGAACGCUUCAUGGACGACAUCGCUGCGCUCGUCAGCACGAUUGCCAGCGACGUCGUUUCUCGGUUUCAGAAGGACGCAGAAAUGGUGGAAAGACUCAACAUGAGCCUGGCCUUCUUCCUCAACGAUCUAUUGUCUGUCAUGGACCGAGGCUUCGUCUUCAGCCUCGUCAGGGCCUGCUACAAGCAGGUGUCUUCGAAGCUUUACUCGCUACCAAACCCAAGUCUCUUGGUGUCCUUGAGGCUGGACUUCCUGAGGGUCAUUUGCAGCCAUGAACAUUAUGUCACCCUAAACCUGCCCUGCAGCUUACUCACGCCGCCAGCCUCGCCAUCCCCAUCAGUGUCGUCUGCAACAUCUCAGAGCUCUGGAUUUUCCACAAAUGUCCAAGACCAGAAGACAGCAAACAUGUUCGAGCUGUCUCUGCCCUUCCGCCAGCAGCAUUACCUGGCGGGACUCGUGUUGACUGAGCUGGCCAUCAUCUUAGACCCUGAUGCAGAUGGUUUGUUUGGAUUGCAUAAGAAGGUCAUCAACAUGGUACACAACUUACUGUCCAGCCAUGACUCAGACCCGCGGUACUCUGACCCCCAGGUAAAGGCCCGGGUGGCCAUGCUCUAUCUACCUUUGAUCGGCAUCAUCAUGGAAACUGUGCCCCAGCUGUACGAUUUCACAGAGACUCACAAUCAGCGGGGACGGCCGAGCUGUGUGGCAAUGGAGGAUUAUGAAAGUGAGGGUGGAAAUAUGAUAAGCCAGACGGUGGCCAUGGCGAUCGCCGGCGCGCCGGUCCCCCAGCUUGCGAGGCCCAGCAGCUUUCUGCUCACUUCCUCGACGGGCCGGCAGCACUCCAUGUUUUCCGCAGAAUCAAGCAGGAGCCUUCUGAUCUGCCUGCUCUGGGUCCUCAAGAACGCAGACGAGACCGUCCUGCAGAAGUGGUUCACGGACCUCUCGGUCCUGCAGCUUAACCGCCUUCUGGACCUGCUCUACCUCUGCGUGUCCUGCUUCGAGUACAAGGGGAAGAAAGUCUUUGAAAGGAUGAAUAGUUUGACCUUUAAGAAAUCAAAGGACAUGAGAGCCAAGCUGGAAGAGGCCAUCCUUGGAAGCAUCGGAGCCAGGCAAGAAAUGGUGCGUCGCAGCCGAGGGCAGCUUGAGAGAAGCCCCUCAGGAAGCGCCUUCGGAAGCCAGGAAAACCUGCGGUGGAGAAAGGACAUGACUCACUGGCGCCAGAACACGGAGAAAUUGGACAAGUCAAGGGCAGAGAUUGAGCAUGAAGCUCUUAUUGAUGGAAACCUUGCAACGGAAGCAAACUUAAUAAUUCUGGAUACAUUAGAAAUAAUCGUGCAGACGGUUUCCCUGGCGGAAUCCAAGGAGAGUAUCCUGGGUGGGGUGCUGAAGGUGCUCCUGCACAGCAUGGCCUGCCACCAGAGCGCCCUCUACCUGCAGCACUGCUUCGCCACACAGCGAGCCCUGGUCUCCAAGUUCCCCGAGCUGCUCUUUGAGGAGGAGACAGAGCAGUGUGCGGACCUGUGCCUACGGCUCCUGCGUCACUGCAGCAGCAGCGUUGGCUCCAUCCGUUCCCACGCCAGCGCUUCCCUUUACCUCCUGAUGAGGCAGAACUUCGAGAUCGGCAAUAAUUUUGCCCGUGUGAAGAUGCAGGUCACCAUGUCGCUAUCAUCCCUGGUGGGCACCUCGCAGAGCUUUAACGAGGAGUUCCUGCGGCGCUCCUUGAAGACCAUCCUGACGUACGCUGAGGAAGACCUGGAGCUGCGGGAGACGACGUUCCCGGACCAGGUGCAGGACCUUGUCUUCAAUCUCCACAUGAUCCUUUCUGACACGGUGAAGAUGAAGGAGCACCAGGAAGACCCCGAGAUGCUCAUUGACCUGAUGUACAGAAUCGCCAAGGGCUACCAGACGUCUCCAGACCUGCGUCUGACCUGGCUGCAGAACAUGGCCGGCAAGCACUCGGAGAGGAGCAACCACGCCGAGGCCGCCCAGUGCUUGGUGCACUCGGCUGCCCUGGUAGCUGAAUACCUGAGCAUGCUGGAGGACCGGAAGUACCUGCCUGUGGGAUGCGUGACCUUCCAGAACAUCUCGUCCAACGUCCUGGAGGAGUCGGCCGUGUCAGAUGACGUGGUAUCUCCCGACGAAGAGGGCAUCUGCUCGGGAAAGUACUUCACGGAGGCCGGGCUGGUGGGGCUGCUGGAGCAGGCGGCCGCCUCCUUCUCCAUGGCCGGCAUGUAUGAAGCCGUCAACGAAGUUUACAAAGUGCUCAUUCCUAUUCAUGAAGCAAAUCGGGACGCAAAGAAGCUGUCCGUCAUUCAUGGUAAACUCCAAGAGGCGUUCAGCAAAAUCGUCCAUCAGAGCACGGGCUGGGAGGACGGCAAGCGGAUGUUCGGGACCUAUUUCCGUGUGGGUUUUUACGGGACCAAGUUUGGGGACUUGGAUGAGCAGGAGUUUGCGUACAAGGAGCCCGCGAUAACCAAGCUUGCCGAGAUCUCACACAGACUGGAGGGGUUUUAUGGAGAAAGAUUCGGAGAGGAUGUAGUCGAAGUAAUCAAAGACUCUAACCCUGUGGACAAGUGCAAAUUAGACCCUACUAAGGCGUACAUUCAGAUCACAUAUGUGGAGCCGUACUUUGACACGUAUGAAAUGAAGGACAGAAUCACGUACUUUGACAAAAACUAUAAUCUUCGACGUUUCAUGUACUGCACACCCUUCACUUUAGACGGCCGUGCCCAUGGGGAGCUCCAGGAGCAGUUCAAACGGAAGACCAUCCUCACAACGUCCCACGCCUUCCCUUACAUCAAAACCAGAAUCAACGUCAUUCACAAGGAGGAAAUCAUAUUGACCCCCAUUGAAGUUGCUAUUGAAGACAUGCAAAAAAAGACCCAGGAGCUGGCCUUUGCAACACACCAGGACCCAGCAGACCCCAAAAUGCUUCAGAUGGUCCUCCAAGGGUCUGUGGGCACAACCGUAAACCAGGGACCUCUGGAAGUCGCCCAAGUGUUCCUGUCAGAGAUACCCCAUGACCCCAAGCUCUUCAGGCACCACAACAAGCUCCGCCUGUGCUUCAAAGACUUCACGAAGAGGUGUGAGGACGCCCUGAGAAAAAACAAGAGCUUGAUCGGGCCCGACCAGAAGGAGUACCAGAGGGAGCUGGAGAGGAAUUACCACCGCCUGAAGGAGGCCUUGCAGCCACUCACCAGCAGGAAGAUUCCUCAGCUGUACAAGGCCCUGCUGCCCAGCACCGGCCACAGAGAUUCCUUCAGCAGAAUGAGUCUUCGCAAAGUGGACCUCUAGGGAAAGACACAGCACUUGCCCUGGCUUAUUGAAAAGAAAGCCAUGUCUUCAGCAACAUCAGAACCUGGGACUUCGUUUUGGACACAUGCUUUCAUGUCCUUCCGUGGAAGAGUUCAGUGGUCAGAAUGAUACUAAAUUGUGAACUGUAGACUGUUACUGCGUCAAAACCAUGGCUGUGGUUUCCAGUGUCCUGGGAGAUACUGCAAGCUUUCCAAAAGCCAUUUCUAUGAUUCACAGGUACACUAAAUACAUUUACUAUUAUUUAUAGCAUACCUAAUGUUAAAUUUAUUUACAUUAAGUUCAUAGAUUUAAUUUAUAUUAGGAGCUUUUCCAGAUGCAUUUUUGAACCAUUUUAAUGUAGUAAUGUUUAUUUUAAAGGUACUUAUUAAAUAUGUGGAUGUUUUCACUUAUUUUA
Molecule: messenger RNA, 6860 nt
Organism: Phascolarctos cinereus (koala)
Lineage: Eukaryota; Metazoa; Chordata; Mammalia; Diprotodontia; Phascolarctidae
Gene: DOCK7
Product: dedicator of cytokinesis 7
Biological process (GO): axonogenesis; positive regulation of GTPase activity; small GTPase-mediated signal transduction
Molecular function (GO): guanyl-nucleotide exchange factor activity
Source: RefSeq, a predicted model, not a curated record